GAUUUCAGUUGAAAGGUGUGUUUUUGUGAGUGGAGCACCGCAGAAGAACUGAAGACUGUUGUGUGCUCUGUGUGCUCCCUGCAGGAGGGGCUGCCAUGAUCCUUUCCUCUUAUAACACCAUCCAGUCGGUUUUCUGUUGCUGCUGUUGCUGUUCAGUGCAGAAGCGACAAGUGAGAACACAGAUAAGCUUGAGCACAGAUGAAGAGCUUCCAGAAAAAUACACCCAGCGACGCAGGCCGUGGCUCAGCCAACUGCCAAAUGAGAAGCGAUCCAACAGGGGCCGUGUGCAACCGUCGAAGCGAAAGCCACUGCCUCCUCUCCCACCCUCUGAGUUUGCUGAAGACCAAAUUCAAGUCAAGGCACUUUAUGAUUUUCUGCCCAGAGAACCCUGUAAUUUAGCCUUAAGGAGAUCAGAAGAAUACCUGAUACUGGAGAAAUAUAAUCCUCACUGGUGGAAGGCAAGAGACCGUUUGGGGAAUGAAGGCUUAAUCCCAAGCAACUAUGUGACUGAAAACAAAAUAACUAAUUUAGAAAUAUAUGAGUGGUACCAUAGAAACAUUACCAGAAAUCAGGCAGAACGUCUAUUGAGACAAGAGUCUAAAGAAGGUGCAUUUAUCGUCAGAGAUUCAAGACAUUUAGGAUCCUACACAAUUUCUGUAUUUAUAGGAGCUAGAAGAAGUACAGAGGCUACCAUAAAACAUUAUCAGAUAAAAAAGAAUGACUCAGGACAGUGGUAUGUGGCUGAAAGGCACCUCUUUCAAUCAAUCCCCGAGUUAAUCUGGUAUCACCAGCACAAUGCAGCGGGUCUCAUGACACGUCUCCGAUAUCCAGUUGGGCUGAUGGGCAGUUGUUUACCAGCCACUGCUGGGUUUAGCUACGAAAAGUGGGAGAUAGAUCCGUCUGAGUUGGCUUUUAUAAAGGAGAUUGGAAGUGGUCAGUUUGGAGUGGUCCAUUUAGGUGAAUGGCGGUCACAUAUCCAGGUAGCUAUCAAGGCCAUCAAUGAAGGCUCCAUGUCUGAAGAGGAUUUCAUUGAAGAGGCCAAAGUGAUGAUGACAUUAUCUCAUUCAAAGCUAGUGCAACUUUAUGGGGUCUGUAUACAGCGGAAGCCCCUUUACAUUGUGACAGAGUUCAUGGAAAAUGGCUGCCUGCUUAACUAUCUCAGGGAGAGAAAAGGAAAGCUUAGGAAGGAAAUGCUACUGAGUGUAUGUGAGGAUAUAUGUGAAGGAAUGGAAUAUUUGGAGAGAAACGGCUAUAUUCAUAGGGAUUUGGCGGCAAGAAAUUGUUUGGUCAGUUCAACAUGCGUAGUAAAAAUUUCGGACUUUGGAAUGACGAGGUACGUUUUGGAUGAUGAGUAUAUCAGUUCUUUUGGAGCCAAGUUCCCUAUCAAGUGGUCCCCUCCUGAGGUUUUUCUUUUCAAUAAGUACAGCAGUAAAUCUGAUGUCUGGUCAUUUGGAGUUUUAAUGUGGGAAGUUUUUACAGAAGGAAAAAUGCCUUUUGAAAAUAAGUCAAAUUUGCAAGUUGUGGAGGCUAUUUCUGAAGGCUUCAGGCUGUAUCGCCCUCACCUGGCCCCAAUGUCCAUAUACGAAGUCAUGUACAGCUGCUGGCAUGAGAAACCCAAAGGCCGCCCUACAUUUGCCGACCUGCUGCGGGCACUCACAGAGAUUGCAGAAACCUGGUGACCUGAAAUGGAAUGCCAACCCAAAGAAUCAUCUUGCAAAACUGUCACUUAUUGUGAAUAUCUUCACCAUAUGGUGACACUUAUGGUGAAUAUUUUCCCUUAGAGUUGCUGACUCUUGAAAACAAUGCAAAGAUCACAGGCUUUUAAAACUUAAAAAAUUUUAAGACAUUCAGACAAUCUAUGUUUUUCUAUGUGUGAGAUGGACUUGUACACUCUUAUUUUUCUGUAAAAUAUUUCACAUCUCAAAUGUGAAGAAGUGAAAAAGGCUUCACAGCAGUCUUCAUAGUGACUGCUCCUCAUGAUCAUAGUCCCAGGAAUCCUUAAGGGUAGAUGAAAAUCUGACCUUUCACAAGGCUUAGAAUGUUUCCUUCUUGAAGAUGAAUGACAUUCAUCACUUCAGUGAUCCAUGCAUAGAAGAUGAAAAUAAAUUCCGCCAACUCAUGGGAUAAAGGGGCCUCCCUUGCAGAAUUUCAUGCUUUUGGGCUGUAUAGAUCUUUGCAGAAAAUGCACCUUUGUAAACCAUAUGAAUGUUAGCAUCUGGAAAUGUCUUUUGUUAAUAUAAUCUUCCUAUAUGUUAUUUAUCAAAUUGUUUUUGCACAUGUCUGAUUAUACUGAAGGCAGUUUUUUUGCAUGUGAGUUUUAAACACUGUUAUACAACGUAAUCGAAGCUCAUCUUUGAACAGAUCCUGGUGACAUUCUAUUUCCAGGUAAAUCCAGAACCUGAUUUAAAUUCUGUGAGUUUAUACUUUUUGCGUGUGAGAUUGGACAGUUUCAGAGGCCUUAUUUUGUCAUAGUAAGUGCCUUUGUAAUUUUCAGGAAGGCUUGUUCUUUCCAGAAGAGGAGACAAAAGCAAGAUAACCGAAAGUGACAUCAAGCUCCAUUGUUUCGGAAAUCCAGGAUUUUGAAUCUGAGACAAAACAACCAGCAAUUACAGUUAAAUCUAAACUUUGCCUGCACUCUUUGUAGGAAUGACCAGAAAUUGAUCUUCAUUGUUCUGAGUGCUUCAGGAGUACCAUAGGAGGAAACAUACUGGAGAAAGCACAAGUGUAAUUACCAUGAAGUCUAACAAUAGGAGCCCACUAUUUGCACACUUUCCCACCUGUAUCAUGGUUCUGUGGGAACAAGUUUAUGAUCCUCAUUAGAGUUUAAGUUGUUGAUUGUCAGUAGUUGUGACUUUUAAAUUGUAUUUCCCCCACUCAAAGAAUGGUAUCUUUAUAUAUCAAUGACACUCAGUAAAUGUGUAUUAUUUCUAAUGAGAA
Messenger RNA from Saimiri boliviensis boliviensis (Bolivian squirrel monkey), 2937 nucleotides. RefSeq names its product TXK tyrosine kinase (gene TXK). Lineage: Eukaryota; Metazoa; Chordata; Mammalia; Primates; Cebidae. The record is from RefSeq and is a predicted model, not a curated record. Gene Ontology annotation, molecular function: ATP binding; protein tyrosine kinase activity; protein binding. Gene Ontology annotation, biological process: protein phosphorylation.